CGAAAGUCAUUUUAGUUCUAGUGGAACCACCAGGAAGUUUGGUUUGAUCGGUCUUCGCCACUGGUUGUGCAAAAUAUAAAUUUAUUCCAAUUUGUUUUAAGAAUUCUGGUGUGACGUGGAUAAAUACUGAUAAGAUGUCUUUGGUUCGUUUAAUUGGCGCUGAGUGCCGUUUGUUGGGUAAGCGCGGUUACAGCAGCUCAUCCCCCGCCACCACCAAAAUGUUCAUCGAUGGAAAAUUUGUGGAGUCGCAAACCAAAGAAUGGAUUGAUUUGCACGAUCCCGCCACCAAUGAGGUCAUCAACCGUGUUCCAAAAUGCACCCAAGCUGAGAUGCAAACGGCUUUGGAGUCUAACAAGAAGGCCUUCAAAUCCUGGAGCCAGCAAUCCGUGCUGUCCCGCCAGCAGGUCAUGUUUAGGUUGCAGGCAUUGAUCAAAGCGAAUAUGGGUGAAUUAGCCAAGAACAUCACUAAGGAACAGGGUAAGACACUGGCUGAUGCCGAGGGUGAUGUGUUACGCGGAUUACAGGUGGUGGAGCAUUCAUGCAGCAUUCCAUCUCUCGCCAUGGGAGAGACUGUUUCUAAUGUAGCACGUGACAUGGAUACCUUCUCGUUAGUCUUGCCUUUGGGUGUCACCGCCGGUAUUGCGCCCUUCAACUUCCCUGCCAUGAUCCCACUUUGGAUGUUUCCUGUCGCCAUUACCUGCGGCAACACAAUGCUUCUGAAACCGUCGGAGCGUGUCCCUGGAUCGACUAUGAUAUUAAUGGAGCUGUUAAAUGAAGCUGGCUGCCCACCCGGUGUCGUUAACGUAAUUCAUGGCCAACACGAUGCUGUCAACUUCAUCUGCGAUGCGCCUGAGAUCAAAGCUGUGUCCUUUGUAGGAUCUGACGCUGCAGGAAAGUAUAUUUACGAACGCGCUGGCAAAAAUGGUAAGCGUGUGCAGAGCAACAUGGGCGCCAAGAACCAUGGUGUCAUCAUGGCUGAUGCAAACAAAGAAAAUACCUUGAACCAAUUAGCCGGUGCCGCAUUCGGCGCUGCAGGUCAACGUUGCAUGGCCCUUUCCACUGCGGUGUUUGUCGGUGAAGCACAGAAGUGGAUUCCAGACUUGGUAGAGCGUGCCAAAAAGCUGAAGGUGAACGCCGGACACGUGCCUGGAACUGAUGUAGGACCAGUAAUCAGCGAACAAUCGAAAAAACGUAUUCACGAUCUGAUUGAGUCUGGUAUAAAGGAGGGCGCUAAGCUUAUUCUCGACGGACGCGACGUUAAGGUACCUGGCUAUGAGGAUGGCUACUUUGUCGGCCCUACCAUUCUUACUGAUGUCACACCCGAUAUGCAGUGCUACAAAGAGGAAAUUUUUGGACCCGUUCUUGUUAUUUUGAAUGUCGAUACUCUGAAUGAAGCCAUUCAAACAGUCAAUACGAACCCUUACGGCAACGGCACCGCGAUUUUCACCACAAAUGGUGCCACCGCACGCAAAUUCAUUAACGAGAUCGAUGUCGGACAAGUGGGUGUGAAUGUUCCUAUUCCUGUGCCAUUGCCCAUGUUCUCCUUUACUGGCACACGUGGCUCCUUCCGCGGCGACCACCACUUCUACGGUAAAAUGGGCAUCAAAUUCUACACGCAAACCAAGACUGUGACACAACUGUGGCGCGAAACGGACGUGACACACACGCAGGCGGCCGUGGCUAUGCCAACAAUGAAAUAGACUUUACUAGAUGCUGUGCACUAACUAAACUGAUAGCCUGAUUGCGUUAGCCUUCCGCUAAAACGUGUCUUAGGGAUGAAAAACGAUACAGAAAUGGGAAGUGUGCCUACAUAAAUAUAUUUUUGUACGCCCAGAAUUUUCAUACAAAUCCAUGAAAGAAAUUGUUGCAUUUAUUUUUGUUUAUUUUAAGAAUGUAAAUCUGUUUGUUUCUAGUAAUAAUAAUUAUUAAUAAAAAGAAUAUGAGUGAAUCAAGAACUAUAAAUGAAAAAAUCAAGAAGAUUAUGCAUGUACCUGUAAGUGUAAUAAAAGCAGGAAUACUAUUAA
Molecule: messenger RNA, 2024 nt
Organism: Anastrepha ludens (Mexican fruit fly)
Lineage: Eukaryota; Metazoa; Arthropoda; Insecta; Diptera; Tephritidae
Product: probable methylmalonate-semialdehyde dehydrogenase [acylating], mitochondrial
Exons: 3
Coding region: 135-1700 (521 amino acids)
Biological process (GO): L-valine catabolic process; thymine catabolic process
Cellular component (GO): mitochondrion
Molecular function (GO): malonate-semialdehyde dehydrogenase (acetylating, [NAD(P)+]) activity; methylmalonate-semialdehyde dehydrogenase (acylating, NAD+) activity
Source: RefSeq, a predicted model, not a curated record